Alnus glutinosa is the source of this 1146-nucleotide messenger RNA. RefSeq names its product protein GID8 homolog. Gene Ontology annotation, biological process: proteasome-mediated ubiquitin-dependent protein catabolic process. Gene Ontology annotation, molecular function: protein binding. Lineage: Eukaryota; Viridiplantae; Streptophyta; Magnoliopsida; Fagales; Betulaceae. Gene Ontology annotation, cellular component: cytoplasm; nucleus. Bases 180 to 908 code for a protein of 242 amino acids. The transcript has 7 exons. The record is from RefSeq and is a predicted model, not a curated record.
AGCGGCUAAAACCGAACCCGAGGAGUCUGGAUCCAAAUAAAAACCGGGAAACAAAAAGCCUUACCGAGUCGAUGUACCGCAGAGACGAAAGUAGUCGCCGGCAACGCCAUUUACGUACAGUUGCACUUGUCGCAACAAAAUCAACAUCAUAAGGGGAUGGAUUUGAAGGCGGAGCACUGAUGUCACUGUUCUGGAUUGUGAUUCGUCAGCUUGCAGAGAUCGAAGCGAUGGCUACAUCGAAGAAAGUGAUUACGAAGGAAGAGUGGGAGAAGAAGCUUAAUGAUGUAAAGAUUAGGAAGGAAGACAUGAAUAAAUUGGUGAUGAAUUUCCUUGUAACAGAAGGUUAUGUUGAUGCUGCUGAGAAAUUCCGGAUGGAAUCUGGAACUGAACCAGACAUAGAUCUUGCAACAAUCACAGAUCGCAUGGCAGUUAAGAAGGCAGUUCAGUGUGGUAAUGUGGAGGACGCAAUUGAGAAAGUUAAUGACUUAAAUCCCGAGAUACUCGAUACAAAUCCCCAAUUGUUUUUCCAUCUUCAACAACAGAGGUUGAUAGAACUAAUUCGGAAUGGGAAAGUAGAAGAGGCUUUAGAAUUCGCUCAGGAGGAGCUUGCACCAAGGGGAGAAGAAAAUCAAAGCUUUUUAGAAGAGUUGGAGAAGACUGUUGCACUUCUCGCUUUUGAAGAUGUUUCCAAUUGUCCUGUUGGAGAGCUUCUGGACAUAUCACAGCGCCUAAAGACAGCCAGUGAGGUGAAUGCAGCCAUCCUUACUAGCCAGAGCCACGAAAAAGACCCAAAGCUCCCCAGCUUGUUAAAGAUGCUGAUAUGGGCCCAGAACCAACUGGACGAGAAGGCUGCUUAUCCUCGCAUAAAUGACUUUUCUACGGCCACGCUUGAAGACUCUGCCAUUUGAAAUUGCAUGCGUGGAGGAUGUAGGUGUUUCUUAGAUUGAAUAGAUCAAGUUCGAUGUAAUGAGACAUGAUGUUUGUACUUUUAUCUGAAAAUGACUGUAUCUAGGUGUUAUAAUCUCUUGCAUGUUGUUCAGUUUGGAGUUAAAUUUCUUUCAAUAGAUGCUGUUGUACAAAAUGAUUUGAAUAUUCUUCUCAUCAUAUUCAAUGCCAAGAUUUGUUGCAGAUUUCUUGUACGAAGAA